This is a messenger RNA of Peromyscus eremicus (cactus mouse), 791 nucleotides long. Its product is annotated as CMRF35-like molecule 3. Lineage: Eukaryota; Metazoa; Chordata; Mammalia; Rodentia; Cricetidae. The transcript has 5 exons. Bases 1 to 729 code for a protein of 242 amino acids. Gene Ontology annotation, cellular component: plasma membrane. The record is from RefSeq and is a predicted model, not a curated record. Gene Ontology annotation, molecular function: transmembrane signaling receptor activity.
AUGUGGCUGUUCCCUGCUCUGCUCCUCUUCCUCCCAGGCUUCUCCACUGCUCAGGAUCCAAUCACAGGGCCAGAUACAGUGAGAGGUCAGGAGCAGGGCUCCUUGACUGUGCAGUUCCGUUAUGACUCAUCCUGGAAGAAUAAGAGAAAGUUCUGGUGCCGAGGAGCUGAUUGGACAACAUGUAAGACCCUCAUUCAAACCGAUGCAUCAGAGCAGUUGGUGAAGAAGGACCGUGUGUCCAUCAGGGACGACCAGACAGACUUCAUCGUCACAGUGACCAUGGAGGACCUGAGGAUAAGCGAUGCUGGCAUUUACUGGUGUGCGAUUGAGAGAAUUGGACAUGAUCCCCAUUUUAAAGUUAAUGUGAACAUUGACCCAGAAACUUCAACUAAAAUAAUGUCAGUCAUGGCCCCAGUCCUGACAACCACACUAAUUGUCCCUCAGGUCUUAUCUAGUCCCACCCACUCUCCCACCUCUAUUACUGAGACCUCUAUGUCCGGUGACAGCUUACUUUCUGUCUCCUUCAUUUCCUGCAGGUCCCUGCUGAGCAGCAUCUACUUCAAGCUCCUGGUCUUUCUGGAGGUGCCUCUGCUCCUGGGCAUGCUCAGUGCAGUCCUCUGGGUGAACAGGCCUCAGAGGUGCUCUGGGAGAGGUGAAGUUGGCCUGGUGAAGGCCCAGAGUUCUGAUGCCCAGGAAAGAGAGAAACACCUUCCAAAUGAUAGAAAAUAAUACCUCUCCCCCGGGUGUGUGUGUGUGUGUGUGUGUGUUUAUACAUUGUGGGUGCAUAUGUG